AUGCGGGCCUCAAUACUCGUCGUACUUUCUUCCUUCAGCCUUGUGGCCUUUGGUUGCACCAAAGUUACCAAAGUCACGCACACAUACUACGGGUACCCCGAUAACGACCCUCCCGGUCCGGCUACCGCCUACGAUUGCGGCCGCGGCUACAAGGCUGGUGGUACUGGCACAUAUGCCGACCCCUUGACCUUUGCCUCGGCUCCCGGCGAAUUUACGCAGUGUGAGAUCAUUUACGAUCCCUACACACGUAAAUAUCUGCGCUUUGAGGAUUUUUGUGCUCAGUGCGAUAGUGACUGGAAAGCUAGUCCUAAGAUCAACCACAUCGACUUGUGGACCGGCAGCACCACUGUGAACGGAGGCAACGAGCAGAUUCAAUGCGAAAACGACCUCACCCCGGCAGAUAGAAGCCAGACUAUCGUGAGACAGCCACGAAAGGAUCUUCCAGUAGACUCGACCAAGCUCUAUGUCAAAGGUGGCAGCCCAGCCUGCAGAACCAGCCAUGUGUACCCCAGUUACAACAUUGGCGAUUACUGCUAA
This is a messenger RNA of Alternaria atra, 537 nucleotides long. RefSeq lists its product as uncharacterized. Lineage: Eukaryota; Fungi; Ascomycota; Dothideomycetes; Pleosporales; Pleosporaceae. The transcript has 3 exons. The record is from RefSeq and is a predicted model, not a curated record. The coding region runs from base 1 to 537 and encodes 178 amino acids.